Messenger RNA from Danaus chrysippus (African queen), 7455 nucleotides. The record is from the annotation of a GenBank genome assembly. NCBI's taxonomy places the organism in Eukaryota, Metazoa, Arthropoda, Insecta, Lepidoptera, Nymphalidae.
AUGAGGAUUUUAACAUGUUGGUUAUUGUUUCAGCUGGUCGGCGGCGAGUUUGAUAUGGAGCUGAACUUCGUGAUCCAGGACGCACAGAACAUACAGCACAUGCUGGAACUACUGGACCACUGCCCGCCCAGCCUCCAGGCGGAGAUCUGGUCUGUUUUCAUAGCCAUACUCCGUAAGAGCGUACGGAACCUUCAAGCCUGCACUGAUGUAGGCCUCAUCCAUCACGUGCUGCAGAGACUGCCGAAAGCAGAAACCGUAGUUGCAGAUUUGCUGAUAGAGAUGCUGGGCGUGUUAGCGAGCUACAGCGUCACUGUGAAGGAACUCAAACAGCUGUUCAAUGCUAUGAAGGCAGUUAAUGGAAAAUGGCCGCGACACUCAGCUAAAUUGCUAAAUGUUCUGCGUCAAAUGCCUCACCGCAAUGGACCCGACGUCUUCUUCAGUUUCCCCGGAAGGAAGGGAUCCGCCAUCGUUCUUCCCCCACUGGCUCGAUGGCCGUACGAGAACGGCUUCACAUUCACCACCUGGUUUCGUCUGGACCCCAUCAACUCUGUGAACAUCGAGCGAGAGAAACCAUAUCUAUAUUGCUUCAAGACCAGCAAGGGUGUGGGUUACACGGCACACUUCGUCGGCAACUGCCUGGUGCUGACUUCAAUGAAGGUCAGAGGAAAAGGAUUCCAACACUGCGUCAAAUAUGAAUUCCAACCGAGACGAUGGUACGCCAUAGCCGUCGUGUACAUUUACAAUAGGUGGACGAAGAGUGAGAUCAAGUGUCUAGUGAACGGACAGCUAGCAUCCAGCACUGAAAUGGCCUGGUUCGUCUCCACCAAUGAUCCGUUCGACAAAUGCUACAUUGGAGCGACGGCGGAGUUGGACGAGGAAAGGGUGUUCUGUGGACAGAUGGCUGCUAUCUACCUGUUUGGGGAGGCUCUAUCAACACACCAGAUAUGUGCUAUGCACCGUCUGGGACCAGGGUAUAAGAGUCAGUUCCGUUUCGACAACGAAUGCAACAUCAGUCUGCCGGAGAACCACAAACGGGUGAGCGAGCCGGCGGCUCCCAAGCUUGACACCGACAUCCCGACCCCCGAAAUCGAACCCCCGACCCCCGAAACCCCUAAAUCCGACCCCGACCCCGAUUCCCGGGACAAGGAGUCCGGGCUUGAAGCGGCUUGCGUAGUUAAGGAGGACGAGACGCCGCACGGCCGUCGUCUGGCCGAUGAAGCGCGCUCCGUGGCGGCCGCGCAUGCAGCCCUGCUCGUAGAUGUUGAAGCAUGCAAGCGUGGUCAGUUCCGUUUCGACGCGGAGGCUCGUGUGCCGCUGCCGACCGCCGAGGUCCGGGUCGACAGCUUCGGGGAGCUCAUCCAUGACCCCACACAAAAUAUUCACGACGUGUUAUACGAUGGCAAGUUAUCAUCGGCGAUAGUAUUUAUGUACAACCCGGUGGCCACUGACGGUCAGCUAUGUCUCCAGUCGGCUCCUAAGGGGAACGUCUCGUACUUCGUGCACACGCCUCACGCGCUCAUGUUACAGGAAGUGAAAGCGGUAGUGACCCAUUCUAUCCACAGCGCUCUGAACUCUAUAGGAGGCGUCCAGGUUUUGUUCCCACUGUUCUCACAGCUGGACCUGCCCCAUGACGCGCCCGCCACUGACCCAAAGAGAGACCCCAUGCUAUGUUCAAAAUUGUUGGGGUUCGUGUGUUCUUUGGUGGAGUCUUGCAGCACUGUCCAACAGCAUAUGCUGCAGUGUCGCGGCUUCCUCGUCAUCUCACAUAUGCUGACGAGGUGUGGUCGAGAUCAUCUCACUCCUGACACACUCGCCUCCUUCCUACAUCUCACAAAACAUCUCGUAACCUGCUGCUCGCCUAAUAGCGAUCUACUAUUAAAACAGUCGUUCUGUCAAUCUUUCAUCACGUGGCAGUUGUUGGACCACAUUCUAUUCAACCCUGCGCUGUGGAUACACACGCCUGCUGCGGUCCAAGCGAGGCUGUACUGCUACCUCGCGACGGACUUCCUGGCAGAUGCUCAUAUAUAUGGCAGCGUGAGACGAGUCAGUACGGUCUUGCAAACUGUUCACACUUUGAAGUACUACUAUUGGGUCGUGAACCCGAGAACGAAGAGCGGAAUCACUCCCAAGGGACUUGAGGGUCCUCGGCCGCAACACAAAGACAUAUUAACUAUUCGGGCCUACAUACUGCUGUUUCUGAAGCAGCUCAUAAUGGUUGGCAGCGGUGUCAAGGAGGAUGAGCUACAAGCCAUGCUGAACUACCUCACCACCAUGCAUGAGGAUGAGAACCUCCACGACGUACUUCAGAUGUUGAUAUCCCUCAUGUCUGAACAUCCCAGUUCGAUGGUGCCAGCAUUCGACGCUAAGGGCGGAGUGAGAACCAUAUUCAAACUGCUGGCGUCAGAGAGUCAACUCAUCAGACUACAAGCUUUGAAACUUCUAGGAUUCUUCCUUAGCAGAAGUACACACAAGCGAAAGUAUGACGUUAUGUCUCCUCACAACUUGUACACACUGUUAGCUACAAGGCUAGCAGCGGCCGGGGAGACCCUCGCUCUAGCUGUAUACAACGCCCUCUAUGAACUACUGACGGAACACGUCGGACAACAGAUACUCUACACGAGCCAUCCUGAACCACAACCACAUUUCCGUCUCGAAAAUCCCAUGAUCCUCAAAGUAGUCGCCACAUUAAUCCGUCAGUCAAAACAAACGGAACAAUUGCUGGAAGUUAAGAAAUUAUUCCUAUCGGACAUGACUUUAUUGUGUAGCAACAAUCGUGAAAAUAGAAGGACCGUGCUUCAAAUGUCCGUAUGGCAAGAAUGGUUAAUAGCCAUGGCGUAUAUACACCCUAAGAAUGCUGAAGAACAGAAGAUAUCGGACAUGGUGUACUCAUUGUUCAGAAUGUUGCUUCAUCACGCCAUCAAACACGAAUAUGGUGGAUGGAGGGUUUGGGUUGAUACGCUAGCUAUCGUACACUCUAAGGUAUCCUACGAGGAAUUCAAACUCCAAUUCGCGCAAAUGUAUGAACAUUACGAACAAAGACGCGCCGAUAAUAUUACCGAUCCGAAAGAGAGGCAACAGAAACCGAUCUCGACUAUAUCCGGCUGGGACAGACACUCGGAUGUUAAAAGUAAAACAUUAACAGAUGCGGAGGAAAAUGAAGACGUCCCUAAUAAAAAGAAUAAUGUUAAUCACGGAGCACAAACUGAAAUAGGCAAAGGACUUUCCCUUAGAGAUGUAGAAUCCUGUCGUUGUAGGAAACCAAUCGAUGACAGUCGGACUUCAGUAGUGUAUAGUGAAGUGUGUAAAGUGCAUAGUCCUGUGAAAACUGUUGAUAAUGAAGAACAGAAUGAAGAAGGUUGUGAUAACGUUAGUCAUACAGAUGCUGAACAUGUUGUGGAUGAAGAAGCAAACGAAUCAGAAGUACUCACUCCAAACACAGAAUUGGUGGAAUCGAUUACAGAUAACAAACUUUUAGAUAGUUCAGAAUCUGGUAUCGGAACUAUCGGUACGGAUUUGGACAAAACUGAGAAACCAUUAACUAGACAGUGCAGUCUAGAUUAUAUUCCAGUUAGGGAUGUCGGUGAUAGUACUGCUAAGGACGAUAACACUGACAAAAGUGAAGGACUACCGUCUAGUCUGUCUGUUAGUGAAACAGCCAGCCCGGAACGAGUCGCCGAUGCAUUGAACCUGGCUAACGAACGAGAAUCUGAAUUAUCAGAUCCGUCUGAAUUGUACUUAACGCCGAGUGAAGCAACUAGUCCUAGAAAAAUAUUAGAUAAGACUGACUCGAUUAACUCAAGCAUUCCAGACGAUUCUACAAAUGAUGAUCCAAAACAUAUUGCGAUAAACAUCGUAAAUGAUGUACUCACGGUCGCUUUGGAAACUGUUAGACUGAAAACUGACGAUGACACUGACUCGGGAGCUAUAUCAGGAGGAAUACCCUCUGAAGGAAACACACCGAACGGCCGAGAUGACUUGGAACAAGAUAUUGAAGAUAUUUUAGACGAAAAACAUGCGGCAGAGACCAUCGCGCGCGAUUUAGUAAUGGAUAUUAUUACUAAAGCUGCGUCAAAGGACGAAAAUGAAGUCGACGUUGAUACAGACGGUCCUAAAGCAGCUUUAGAAUCAGAAUCUUUACACGAUGGAAACGGUCUGCCACUAGAUGGAGAUUUUAUUGUUACUUCCAAAGAUAUCUCCGAAAUAGAACCGCUGCCUGCCGCCGAUAAAGUCGAAGAAGAAAAUGAUAAAAACGAAAGCGAAAGACCGCAAUCCGAACCCACACCGAUGGAACAAAACGCACCAGAAAUUAAUCCAAUAUCAACAAUAAGCGAAAACAUCUCACUUGCGAAUAAAAAGGAGCAAGAAGAGGAAGAGGAUAGGAUGUGUGAGAGUGACAGAGACAAACGACGGGUCAGCUUACCGGGAGACAACGAGAUGAAGCAGGACGGCAAUAGAGGCGAGGGGGUCGCUUCAACGGGAACCAACACUUCCACGUCACCUAAGAGACCGCGCAGUGCAUCGACUAGUACUCAAGUGGACUCGAAUCAUUUCGAAAAGAAACGUCCAACUAAAUGCAGUCGGCCCAUGUUCUCGCCUGGACCCACUCGUCCUCCGUUCCGUAUCCCAGAGUUCCGCUGGUCAUACAUACAUCAGCGAUUACUGUCUGAUGUAUUAUUCUCCUUGGAGACAGACAUUCAGGUGUGGCGCAGUCACUCCACCAAGUCUGUGAUCGACUUCGUGAACAGCAGCGAAAACGCCAUUUUCGUUGUGAACACGGUGCACCUCAUCAGCCAGCUCGCUGACAACCUCAUCAUAGCGUGUGGAGGACUGCUACCUCUACUGGCCUCGGCAACCUCACCUAAUAAUGAGUUAGAUGUGAUCGAGCCCACCCAGGGUAUGCCGGUGGAAGUAGCUGUGACUUUCUUACAGCGAUUGGUUUCAAUGGCUGAUGUACUGAUAUUCGCGAGUGCAUUGAACUUUGCCGAAUUAGAGGCAGAGAAAAAUAUGUCCAGUGGAGGAAUAUUGAGACAGUGUCUUAGAUUGGUGUGCACGUGCGCUGUACGCAACUGUCUCGAGUGCAAGGAGCGACAGCGCUGCAGCGCUCGACGGAACGACUCGCCGUCGCCUAAGAGCGUGGUGGCGAGUUUAGCGGACGCAACCAGUCCAGUGAAGGAUCCGGAGAGACUCCUUCAAGAUAUGGAUGUGAAUAGACUGAGGGCCGUCAUAUACAGAGACGUCGAGGAAACGAAGCAGGCUCAGUUUCUGUCACUGGCGAUAGUGUACUUCAUCUCGGUUCUAAUGGUGUCCAAGUAUCGAGACAUCCUCGAGCCACCUCCUCACGCCGCGCCGGACUGCAACAGACGAGUCCACGCCACCCACGAACAUCACGGCUCCCGGCCCCUGUUCCCCCAGUGGUCGCACCACGUGUACCCUCAAUUCCUGCCCGGUGGGCACCCCGCUCGCCACUCUCACUGCAAACUCGAUUGCGGCCAUACAACCUCGCACCCGCACGCUCGCCUCGCUAGUUACCACCGCGCGCACGCAGAUCACAACGGUGAUGACGUGGAAUACGCAAUGAUUGUAGUUGACGAGAACAACUCUACCAUGAAUGAGUUGGACUCGCCCUCCAUGAAGGAUGGGAUGGAGGAGGGAGUGGCUAAGAUUGAGACGAGCACGGACGAGGUGAAACCGAAUUCGGGUGAGAGGUCGAAGGUCGUGGAGCUGGCCGUAGCCGCUGGCGGGGAGGUGCCGCUGUACCAAUCCAGUCUGCGGCUGAGAACUCAGCUCAAGCAGAAGCCUCCCACCGCAAGGUCCAAAACCUUAUCGGGGAUCACGGUGUCGGUUGUGAAUCUGAGUGUGGACUCGAUAGAGGACGCCGGUUCAUUUCAUCUGAACUCGACUGAGACAACCAACAACGACCCGGAAACAUCCAGCGACGUGGCCUUGGAUGAUAACAAACACCCUGUCAGCAACGAUGAAUCUUGGACAGAUGUAAAUCUUAACGAAGAAGGUGAGAGAGGCCCAGCGACUAUUACCGGCAGGGGCAGAGAACAUGAUGGAAAUGUACAUGAAGAUAUUGAUAAACAAAUUCACAUGAGGAAUACUGAGCACCAUCACAUCGCUCAACGGCAGAAUAGAAGCCUUCAAACAGCACAGAGACAUUUACAUUCGGAUAACGAAGCACUAGCCGGUCUAUCCUUAUCCCCGUUGUGUGAGGGUGCGUCUCGUGAAGCCUCUCUCACCCACAAAUUAGAGACUGCCUUGGGUCCAGUGUGUCCUCUACUCAGAGAGAUUAUGCUCGACUUCGCGCCAUUCCUCUCCAAGACCUUAGUUGGCAGCCACGGACAGGAACUACUGAUGGAAGGUCUCCAGACGUUCAAAUCCAGUACAUCAGUGGUGGAGCUAGUGAUGCUGCUGUGUUCCCAAGAGUGGCAGAACUCUUUACAGAAGCACGCCGGCCUCGCCUUCAUAGAACUGAUCAAUGAAGGCCGGCUGUUAUCACACGCUAUGAGGGAUCACAUCGUGAGAGUCGCUAAUGAAGCAGAGUUUAUAUUGAACCGGAUGAGGGCUGAUGAUGUACUGAAACACGCUGACUUUGAGUGUCUGUGUGCGAGUACGUGUCAGGAGAGGUCGGAAGAGGAGCGUACGUGUGAGAGACUCAUCGCAGCUGCUAGGAGGAGGGACCAGGCCGCUGCACGUCGGCUACUGGAUAGGCUUCAACACGCAGCCGCCGCUAGAACAGGUGUGAGUGAAGGGGAAUCUAUCGACGGUGGGUUUUGGAAGUUGGAUUCCUGGGAAGAUGAUGCUAGAAGACGACGCCGGCUCGUACCUGACGCUAAGGGACGGCGACACGCGCGGGGAACACACGCACCGCCCGCACCACCCACAGACGCUAUACUACAGGCCACAGAGGAGCUUCACGCACGUAUCGCCCAAGCGUCAGGCGGCGCGUCAUUAGCAGCGGCGCCCGCGGCCGAGCUGUUAGAUGACGCUGAACUACUACUGGACGAACGAGACACAGACCAAGACGUUAGCGGUCCAGUGAACAUCAGUACUCGCGCCCGCCUGGUCGCGCCUGGUCUGGCUGCUCCUGGCACAGUGUCGCUCACCUCUACUGAGAUGUACUUCGAGGUGGACGAAGACGACCCUGAGUAUAAGAAGAUCGACCCUGAGGAUAUAUCGAUAUCGAUCCUUACAUCACUAGUACCGACCGGUGUGUCCCUCUCCGGGAGGGCGCGGCGGGAGGACACUUCACGACCAUCCUUCCUAGAACCACGUACAGACCUACACGGAUAUGUUUCUGCCUAUCCCUUACAAGUAGUGGGCUCUGUGUGGGUCUGUGAGGAUCUGUGCGGGGCUGUGCUGGGCGUGUGUAAACUGUCAGCGAUGUGUGUGGCGACCCUAAGUCAGUACCCUGGCCCGAUGUUACCCGCAGCCGCUGACGGCUUCAAUUGA